AUCAUGAACUGUCAUGUCCUGAUUACGAAGAAGCGGAUACAAAAGCAGUAUUUCUUGCAUGUCAGCUAAAAGAAGAUUCUACUGUUACAAUCAGAACCUCUGAUACAGAUAUUGUUGUUAUCAUGUUGGCCAAUAUGGAACAUCUUCAAGCAUCACUGAAAAUAUGGAUGGAUCUCGGAGUAAGUAAUGCACGCCGAUAUAUCGACGUUUCCGCACUCUCUGUUAAGCUAGGCCCAAUAGUUUCGCGAGCGCUACCAGCUCUUCAUACGCUAACAGGAUGUGAUUUCAACCCGGCACUUUAUAGACGAGAUUUGGGAUUUAAAGAUUAUAAUAUAGAUGAAUCUUUUAACAUCAUACAAUCUUUUAUCUGCUACUUGUAUGGCUUAAAAAAAUUAGAUGAUGUCAACAGAGCUGGAAUUGAAAUCUUCAAUACGACAUACAAGGUAUCAGAUACAUCACAGCCCUUCUCGUUGAAUGUUCGUAAUUACGAUGCUUGUUGCUUGCCACCAUGUCAAUCGGAGUUACUGCAGCAAUUAUUACGAACAAGAUAUAUUGCAUGCUUGUGGAGGAAUGCACACAAUCCAAACAGCAUCGACAUGUCACCAACAGAUUACGGAUGGACAGAUGUAAAAGGCAAAUUGGAAAUGACUUGGUUCGUUGGUAAUCAAUUACCAGAAGCGUACGACGAUGUAGUCAUAACACCUAAUAUUCUAGGAGAUACUCCAGAUUCAGAUAUGCAAGCUGAAGAUAAAAUUGACGAACAAAUCAAACCAGACUUGCA
Molecule: messenger RNA, 781 nt
Organism: Temnothorax curvispinosus
Lineage: Eukaryota; Metazoa; Arthropoda; Insecta; Hymenoptera; Formicidae
Exons: 3
Source: RefSeq, a predicted model, not a curated record